AUUUAUCGCGGGGGUGCAAGGGGCGCGCGAUGGCGGCCGUGCGGCGGACACCAAAGAAGUGAACAGGUUUUUAUAAAGGUAAUAAUUCAAGAAGGUAAUUAAAGGGUUUAUAAACAUCUGGUUUGACAGUUAUCCUUACCUGUUACAUAACUGAGCGUGUUCUAAGAUUUAUAUUUACAAUCUUAAAUUCAUAAGAUUACCUAAUUCAAAGUUUUGCGAGAAAAGAUAGGUACGUGAAAUCAAACGACAUCUCUCCGCAUGCGUUGCACAUUAAAAUAGUCGUUCUUUGUCUGGUCUUCAUCAUACUGUCAGCUCGCGAGAUAAUAAAAAGUGCAGGAACUACAUAGCCAAAGAAGAGCGAAGCAAAUGAAGAAGCCAAAUAUGAUCCUCAGCAUACGACUUUUCCUCUAUGUAUUCCUUUCUCUUGCCAUCGUCUCCGAGUGCGUUCAAGAAACUGGCAAUUUUCACAGCAAAGACGACGAUGCUUCCAAGAACAAUUCACAACCAAUAGUGGACACUAUUUGGUCGUACGAAAACGACACGGGUCCCCAGUUCUGGGGAUCGCUGGGCUUUCCGAGCUGUGACGGUGAUCUGCAGUCACCAAUUAAUAUCGACACAGAAGAGAUACCAAAGUACGAAUACAACGACCUGUUCAACUUCAAACACUACGACGACGUGGCGUCGAGGAUCACUGUUACAAACAAUGGGCAUACGCUCAUGGCCACUUUCGACUACCAGCCGUCCAAGAAUCGACCCUCCAUCUCGGGCGGACAGCUCGGCGGCACGUUUGAGUUCGAGCAGCUGCACUUCCAUUGGGGUGCGCAGAUCGAGAAAAAGUACAGCGGUGCAGAGCAUACCAUCGACGGCGUCAGGGCUCCUCUGGAGAUGCACAUGGUCCACAGGAACGUCAAGUACAAUACCAUGGAUCAGGCGGUCAACCACACCGACGGCAUCCUCGUGCUGGCGGCCCUCUUCGAGAUGAACACCAACAACGUAAUGCCACUGUUACAAAGCGUUGAUAUCGUCCAUAAAAUGGUGGAGCCGUUCAUGGGGAACGCCACGCUGAAGCCGCGGCCGCUGUCCUCGGUGCUACCCGAAGACACGACGGCGUUUUUCCGGUACCGCGGCUCGCUCACUACUCCCGGCUGCCAGGAGAGUGUCGAGUGGGUGGUCUUCGAGCACCGGGCACACGUUAUCGUCGGACAGCUGAACAUGCUAAGCAAGCUGCGCCGGCCGGACCAAAAGCUGAUCAGCCACAAUUUCCGGCCGACCCAGAGUGUGAAUGCCCGCAAGAUCUACCACAUGGUUUACAAGCACCCGGGUCAGGUGACUGCCGAGUCCGCGUCCGCUGGCCUGCGCAGUCCGCUGCUUGCGGUGUAUGGCGCGGUGGCGGCCGUCGUACUCGUGUGCAACUCACGGCUGUAACGGCGGCACAGCUCUCCGACUGGAACGGACCGAACCUGAUCGCGCUCUGGAAAUACAGAUAUCAUGGACGCAA
This is a messenger RNA of Amphibalanus amphitrite, 1498 nucleotides long. Its product is annotated as putative carbonic anhydrase 3. Bases 367 to 1425 code for a protein of 352 amino acids. Lineage: Eukaryota; Metazoa; Arthropoda; Thecostraca; Balanomorpha; Balanidae. The record is from RefSeq and is a predicted model, not a curated record. Gene Ontology annotation, molecular function: zinc ion binding; carbonate dehydratase activity. The transcript has 9 exons.